Molecule: messenger RNA, 4300 nt
Organism: Amaranthus tricolor (Joseph's coat)
Lineage: Eukaryota; Viridiplantae; Streptophyta; Magnoliopsida; Caryophyllales; Amaranthaceae
Product: histidine kinase 2-like
Exons: 13
Coding region: 280-3750 (1156 amino acids)
Biological process (GO): phosphorylation; phosphorelay signal transduction system
Molecular function (GO): phosphorelay sensor kinase activity
Source: RefSeq, a predicted model, not a curated record
AAAAUGUAAUUAUUUUUUAGUGGGUUAUUGUAAAAAAAAUAGAAGUAUCCAGUUAGAAGCAACAAAAGAUAAAACCUUUUUUUUUUGUGGGUUUUGAUUCUGAAAUCUUUGUGGGUGAUUUGGUUAUAACUUUUUCUCACUUUGAAUGAUUGACACAAUAAUAUAUCCCAAUCUUCUUGUCAAUUGCUCUCCACCAAUUUAAUCAAAAAAAUAGAUCUUGGGUUUGUGUGUAAUUGCAUUUUCUUCAAGUGGGUUUUGUGUAAAAGUUUCUAAUUUUGGAUGGUUUUUGCUGCUUUAAGUGGAGUAUUUCAAGCAAAAAGAAUUCUGCUCAAGAAUUGCAAGGGAAAUUUCGUUAAAAUGUCUUUAAAUUGUAACCAUUCUGGUUCAAAUGGUACACUUCCUACCAAUUUUAAGGUGAAGAAAUCUAAAGAUCAGGUCCAUGGAUCUGGUGGUGUGUGGAAAUUGAAAGGGAAGAUACUAAUGUUAAUUCUUGUGGUUAUUGUUGGGCUGAUUUGGGUUUUGUCUGGGUUGAAUGGGACCCAUUUAAACCUACAUAACAAGUCUUUUCUCUUUGGUGAUUUCAAGAAUUUGUUAUUCUGGGGACAUGUUAAUUUUGGUCAGCACCAGCUUCAAACUUUUUCUGAUCAGGUUACCUCUCUAGACGGGUGUGCAUCUAGUUGUAUUUGGUCAACGAGGUUCUGUUGGUGGGUGCUUCUCGGGAUGGUGUUUCUAAGUUCGAGGAUAAUGUACUCUCGUUUUAGCAGUUGGAGGAAACAUCUGCUCGAGCAGUUCAAUCCCGAGCCCCAGCAAUCGCAGCGGGAGCAGCUAAUACAACACAAGCUUCCGCUGAAGAGUCCAGCUAAAACUGCGACCAAGUGGCAUAGGAGAUGCCUGUACCUGUUCGUGGUCACUAUGGUCUUGGUAUCGAUUGGUACGUUUUUCUAUUUUUAUCAAGAUACGAUUUUCCGAAGAAAAGAAACACUGGCCAAUAUGUGUGAUGAGCGAGCCAGGAUGCUUCAAGAUCAGUUCAAUGUGGGCCUAAAUCACGUGCACGCGUUAGCCAUUCUAGUUUCUACUUUCCACCAUGGAAAAAGUCCUUCGGCUAUGGAUCAGAAAACGUUUGAAGAGUAUACUGAAAGAACUGCUUUUGAGAGGCCUCUUACCAGUGGUGUUGCAUAUGCAUUAAAAGUUACACAUUCCGAGAGGGAGCAAUUCGAGAAACGCCAGAGAUGGACUAUAAAGAAAAUGGAACAUGGAGAUCAGACUCUUGUAAAGGAUUUCGAUCCCGCAAAGAUGGAUCCUGCGCCCAUUCAAGAUGAAUAUGCACCUGUUAUAUUUUGUCAGAAGACAGUAGCUCAUAUUGUGUCUAUAGACAUGAUGUCCGGAAAGGAAGAUCGUGACAAUAUUUUGCGUGCUAGAGCUACCGGAAAAGGGGUCUUGACUUCUCCAUUUAAGCUACUAAAGUCAAAUCAUCUCGGAGUGGUACUUACUUUCGCUGUCUAUGACCGACAGCUCCCACCAGAUGCGACUCCAGAGCAACGCAUAGCAGCUACUGUGGGGUAUCUUGGCGCAUCUUAUGACCUCCGGUCACUAGUCGAAAAGAUCCUUCAGCAACUUGCGAGCAAACAAACAAUUGUUGUGAAUGUUUACGAUACAACAAAUUUCUCUUCGCCCAUUAACAUGUACGGAACUAAUGUUCUAGACACGGGUUUUUUACACAUUUGCAGUCUUGAUUUUGGGGAUCCAACCCGCAAGCACGAGAUGCAUUGCAGGUUCAAAAACAUGCCGCCCCCUCCAUGGACCGCAAUAUUGUCAGCGGGUGGAGUCUUAACGAUUUCAUUGCUCCUUAGUUAUAUUUUUAAUGCAGCAAUCGAUAAAAUUGUUCAAGUCGAGGAGGACUGCCAAAAGAUGACUGAACUAAAAGCUCGUGCAGAAGCCGCUGACGUUGCAAAAUCUCAGUUUCUUGCUACCGUGUCCCAUGAAAUAAGAACACCCAUGAAUGGUGUUUUAGGUAUGCUUCAGAUGCUGAUGGAUACUGAUCUGGAUGAUGAUCAGCUUGAUUAUGCCCAGACAGCUCAUGCUAGCGGGAAGGAUCUUAUCUCCAUUAUUAAUGAAGUUCUUGAUCAGGCCAAGAUAGAGUCAGGCAGGCUUGAGCUUGAAGCAGUGUCUUUCGAUUUACGUGCUAUUUUAGACAAUGUUGUCUCGCUGUUCUCGGGAAAGUCUCGUGAGAAAGAAAUUGAAUUGGCUGUUUAUGUGUCCAACAAGGUACCCGAAGUUGUGGUCGGAGAUCCUGGACGAUUCCGGCAGAUAAUCACCAAUCUUGUUGGUAAUUCAGUAAAGUUUACAAAUAAUAAGGGGCAUAUUUUUGUUUCUGUACAUUUGGCUGAUGAAAUAAAGGCACCAUCUGAUGUGAUGGAUGAAGUUCUGCGACAAGGAACUAUUCCGUUGAAAAAUGGUUCGGAAAGAAAUACUUUGAGUGGCUAUCCUAUCGUGGACAGAUCGAAAAGCUGGAAAAAAUUCAAACUGUUGGGUGGUAAGGAAAGCACCGACAAAUCUGAGUUGAUCAAACUAAUAGUUACCGUGGAGGACACAGGAGAAGGUAUUCCGAAAGAAGCAAAAGACCGCAUAUUCACGCCGUUCAUGCAGGCCGAUAGCUCAACGUCACGACACUAUGGAGGGACUGGAAUAGGAUUGAGUAUUAGCAAAUGCUUAGUAGACCUUAUGGGUGGAGAAAUUGGAUUUAAAAGCAAGCAAGGUCUUGGAAGUACGUUUUCCUUUACCGCUAUUCUCAUGAGAGGAAAUUUGGACUCCCUUGAUCCGAAAUGGCGUAUACAUGAAACAUCUAUAUACGAGUUGAAGGGAUUGAGAGCUUUAGUCAUUGAUAAAAGAAGCAUACGAGCGGAGGUAACGCGAUAUCAUCUUCAGAGAUUGGGGAUAUCUGUUGACACUGUUUCCAGUUUUCAGUCGGCGUUUUCGUUUGUUGCUAACAUUUCAAGUUCAAGAUCUUUAGUUCCACUCGCCAUGAUUCUCAUUGACCAGGAGGUAUGGAAAAAGGAGCUGGUUAUGGAGAUCCGUCACCUGCUUAAAGAUGCAGUGUCGAAAAGAGCUAUAGAUAGAGUGCCCAAGUUAUUUAUGUUGGCCACUUCCAUGAGCCCGCCUGAGCGCAGUGAACUUAAAUUGUCACUUCUUGUUGAUGAUAUACUAACCAAGCCACUACGGUUGAGUGUCUUAACCGGGUGCUUCCACGAAGCCUUCGGAAAAGGGAGGAGAAGGCAAUUGAAUAGAGCGAAGCCCGCAAGUCUUGGUAGUUUGCUCAAAGGAAAAGAAAUAUUGGUGGUUGAUGAUAAUGCGGUUAAUCGUAAAGUGGCAGAAGGAGCUCUUAAGAAAUACGGAGCUAUUGUUACUUGUGUCGGCAGUGGGAAGUCCGCGGUUAAUGAGCUCAAACCACCUCAUAAGUUCGAUGCUUGCUUCAUGGAUCUCCAAAUGCCGGAGAUGGACGGAUUUGAAGCUACACGGCAAAUUCGUCACAAGGAAAAAGAGUUUAACGAGAAACUUGAUUCCGGGGAAGUUUCACUGGAGUCAUUUCCGUGUAUGACUAGUUGGCACACGCCAAUAUUAGCGAUGACAGCGGACGUAAUUCAAGCCACCAAUGAAGAAUGUGUUAAAUGUGGCAUGGAUGGUUACGUAUCCAAACCAUUCGAAGAAGAACAGCUUUAUUCUGCCGUAGCUUGCUUCUUCGAGUCCAGAUGAUGAUCUAUAAGAAUAUGCUCACCCGUCUAUAUCCAUCCCGAAGGUAAUCCUCAUUUAUUGUAGGCUCGUAUCAUUUUCGUGAGUGGAUUCGAUUGACAGCGUUAAUGAACUGAAACUUUCCGAAACCUCAACUCAUAAAUGCAUAACACGAUGUUAAUCACGUUCACUCACGUUACUCGUGAGUAGUUUCUGUAUAUACAGUAUUUGUUUGCGGCUAGGUGCCUAGUUCGAUCACGCAUCUUAUUCAUAUAAUAUGUACAUUUAAACAGUCCUCGACACAUAUCUUGUAAUCUUCGAUUUUUUGUUGUAAUAUCGGAAUCCCAUGUAUAGCUACUGAGUAGGACAAUCUUGGGUCUUGGGUUAGGGAUCAAUUAGACAGAAUUGUUUAGUAGGAAGCCUUAGGUUUAUAACAUAGAACCAUCUUCAUUUUCGAGCUUGUUCGGUCUGCAUUUGAUGCUAACUUUCACUUCAAACAAAUCACAAAUGUUGGUCUAAUGCAACUAAUCAUGUGUUCUUCAUUUUUCUAUGAAGUAUUUUCGAAUUCCUUCUA